AUGGCAGAUAAGGAUGAAACGGACACCGAGAACCAAGCCCUGUUGGAGGAGGAAUCCGAAGAGAACUUAGAGAGUAGUGGUGGAGUGACUCCGACCGAUCAGUCAACUGCUCGUCCAUUCAAAAAAUGGAUGGACAGCUUCCGAGCACGGAAACAUGAUUCUCCAGUAUUCAAACAGGGAGUUGUGGAGGGCUGGUCAGAUACAUCUUCUCAUGGCUCGCAAGGCCAUCGGUCGAGUCCAUCCGACUCAUCGCAGCUCGGAACCGUCAAAACAACCACAGCAAGCAUUGGAAGUCAGAGUUUGAUAAGAUCGAGGACAACUAUUCACAGCACAACAAACCAGAGCGGGCAAUCAGACGUGCGCCAUUCUGGUGACAGCUCUCGACCAAGCUCAAGUCACCACGUUGAUGAAGCUGUGGAAACACGGUCUACCAGACGGCGCCAUAUCCUACAGGAACUUGUCGAGACCGAGUCUGAUUAUGUACUUGGUCUGAAGGCUCUUAUCGGGAUCCUUACGAUAUUUGGCACGAGGCGCGAGAUCUAUGACAACAUCCAGGAGAUCCUCGAAAUACAUGAACGCUUUUUGACCAAGCUUCAGACCGCAUCUCCCUUGUCAGGUUCUCAGACACAACAGGCAGGUGCCUCUGAGCUUACAUCCAGGGGAAUUACCAAGCGUAUAGGGACCCUUGAUCUGGGUAGUCUAAAAGGGCUUCAGCAACGAUCCUUGAGGACCCGUUCACUGAAGGCAUCGAUCAAUCGACGGCUCAUGGCACUCAGCGCUGAACCAACAGAGGUCUUAGAAGUUGCCCGUGAAUUUGAAAAAUUGCUACUUUCAUUCCCUGUGUAUGACCAAUUUUGCAGCAACUAUGAGCUGUUAACACAGGAUGUUGCUCUCUUACGCCGGUCAAUUGCCAACUGGACAAUAUAUGAUCAAGGAAUCGAGGCACUUUCGAAAUCGGUCGCGUCCACGGAGCGACGUAGACAAGAGGACAACAAAUCAAUGACAUUGAAUGAUCUGUUGAUCAAGCCCAUCCAACGUCUUUGCAAAUACCCUCUUGUGCUACAAGAUCUGCUCCGAGCUACCCCGGUUAGUGAUUGUCCGUCUGCCCAUGACGGAAUUCAGCAGGUUUUGGAUAACAUACGGGUGCUAGUGACACGGAUCAAUUUGGCAGCUGGAAACCCGAUCAACAAAGACCGUAUCCAAAAGACAAUUGUUCUCCAGGGCAAGGUAGAUAUCUCAAGAUCGUAUGCACUCCAGGAUAUAUACAAAGACCUAGGUCCGCUGGUCCUGUGUGGCGUGCUCCAUGUCACAUAUCAAACAUCCGAAACCACCAAUGGGGAGUUCAUGGUCUGUGUGCUUUUCCACCGUUAUCUUCUGUUCGCCAAGGGAACUGAGGAGUUGCAUCGAUUGGAGGCAGUGGCAUGCAUCUACCUAGACAGUCUCAAGAUUGAUACGCUUCAAAAUGGACGAGGACUAUAUUGCUACGGAUGUAUAUUUUCUUGGAAGCUCCUGUUUCAAGACCAAGAUGAAAACUAUGAAUUCGUCCUCAGUGCAUCAUCGGCAGUGGAAGAAAAACAAUGGAACACUGAGAUUCUCAAAAUGUCCGCCGCGUUGGUCGAAAUGGCCCAGCCCAGGAUGUGGGAGCCUGGAAAACAUUCUUUUCUGGCCCUGCCACUUGUGCCUCUAGACCAUGUCCAGUAUACAGUGUCUUCCAUGGCCCGGAGGUCAAUGGAUUCCACGACAAUCUCCCGCAAGUCCCACGUUCAGCAUGUAGUUAUCAAAAAGACACACUACCCGCGCCACACAGAACUAGUCCUACAGGCCGAAGGUGAGAUUGAACGGCCUAAGACACCCAUUGACCGCUCCGCAUUGACAUUGACUGCUCGCCGAAUCGACCGAAUCAGGUUGGAGCGAUUAAUUUCGGAGGUCUACACAGGUGACGUCCUUCCGUCACCCGGAAUGGUUCUCGGAAGGGGUGAUCUCUUCCGACGUGGUUCGAUCAUGAGACGGCUCAGCCUUCGCCCGGCGUUCACCAGACGCUCAAGCGCUGAAGGUACCUUCCAUUCGCGAACAGCAUCUACCGACAUGCAUCCUAACGAAGAGAGCGAUGGAAUGGACAAGGGGGAAAUAGGCGAUAGCGAGAUCGGGGAGGAGAAGGAAGUCGAGUUUGAGUUGCCUCGGACACCCACCACGCCUCGGCGGUCAAAGACAUUCCGUUUCAAAGGCUCACCUAAGAAUCCUGCAUCGUCGGUUUCUUCCCCUCGCAGUGAAAAACGACGGAGCCACGAUGGAAGUUCCGAGUCAUCUCCAUCUUCCAAGAAAUGGUCGUCUCCAAAGAAUUUCUUUAGUGCUUUGACACCUAAGAAACUAAAAAAGACCCUGUCUCACGCUGAUUGA
This is a messenger RNA of Penicillium coprophilum, 2397 nucleotides long. Its product is annotated as putative Rho guanyl nucleotide exchange factor. The record is from RefSeq and is a predicted model, not a curated record. Lineage: Eukaryota; Fungi; Ascomycota; Eurotiomycetes; Eurotiales; Aspergillaceae. Gene Ontology annotation, molecular function: guanyl-nucleotide exchange factor activity. The transcript has 6 exons. The coding region runs from base 1 to 2397 and encodes 798 amino acids. Gene Ontology annotation, biological process: intracellular signal transduction.